CAUUCAUCGCAGCAUUCCAUCUCGUCCAACAGGUUUGGAUAGUUGGUCCAAAACACCAUCGACAUCCUCAUCGUCAUUAUUGUUGGGCUGCCCGCAUUGGCCUUGGGACCAAGUUUUGCAUGUGCUCCAGACCAUCUCUCGUAUACUGUAUUUAUUAUUUGUUUGGGUCCCGCAUCAUCCCAUCCGUCAUCCCUCCCGGUUCUCAUUACAUACAAUUUAUUCCAUCUACACGCUGCCAUUUGCUGGCUCUCGAAGCCUAAAUUCCUACCAGCCGUUCCGACUUCCCUUGUCCGUGUACCGGUCCACCGCGCUCUCGUCCAUCAGGCCCCUCACCCGCUUGUCCUUAUUCGUGGUCUGCCUAGGAUCUCGGAUGCCAGGAAACUUUUUACAGAGCGAGCCUCAACCUCGUGCUUAGGACCUUUUGACACGCUCGCUUCAUUUCAGUGCCAGUUGACCAUGGCUCCAUCGGUCAAGCAACGCAAGAUCGCCAUCUUGGGAAGCCGCUCUGUCGGCAAGUCCUCCCUCACCGUGCAGUACUGCGAAGGCCACUUUGUCGAAAGCUACUAUCCUACGAUCGAGAACACGUUUAGCCAUGAGAUUGUAUACAAGAACCAGACAUUCCUUACCGAGAUCAUCGAUACUGCGGGACAGGACGAGUACAGUCUGAUGAACUCUAAGCUCUACAUUGGGAUUCAUGGAUACCUGGUUGUAUAUUCUGUUGCCUCCAGACAAUCUUUCGAGAUGGUCAGGAUCAUCAGGGACAAACUGCUCAAUCAUCUGGGAGCCGAUUCCGUGCCCAUCAUGAUCGUCGGGAAUAAGAGCGAUGUUGAUUCAGGUAGACAGAGAAAAGUCACAGCCGAAGAAGGUCAACAGUUGGGACAAGAGCUCAAAUGUGGUUGGAUCGAGACAAGCGCACGCAAUAAUACCAACGUCUCCAAAGCCUUUGAGCUGAUGAUUGCCGAGAUUGAAAAGUCUCAAGAGCCAGACAAACCGGCAGGUGGAGGCAAAUGUGUCGUCAUGUGAGACGUUGCAUGCCCACCUGUCAGGUAACGUAUCACGAGUAAUGGUGAAUGGGUGAAUGGGCGAUUGGGUGAUUGGAGGAUCUCAUGUUGGCAAUUUGGAUGAGGAGGAAAUCGUCUUUGGAGGUUUUAUCAGUCGAUCGCUGCAUUAGGGGAGUCUUGGGGCGGGAUGAAUUGUUUAUAUUGCUGGUGUUGUUGUAGACCUUCCAUGUGAAGAUAGAAUGGGAGAAGAGGGAGGGAUUUUGUGGGGGGUUAUGCCACCUGUAUAUUUUUGAUGUCACGAGUCUACUUAAUUUGAAGACGACAUUAUGGCUGUCGUAAAAGAGCUGAAAACUAAUUCAAGAUGUUGAUACAUGCC
Messenger RNA from Exophiala mesophila, 1377 nucleotides. RefSeq lists its product as uncharacterized. The record is from RefSeq and is a predicted model, not a curated record. The transcript has 4 exons. Bases 457 to 1023 code for a protein of 188 amino acids. NCBI's taxonomy places the organism in Eukaryota, Fungi, Ascomycota, Eurotiomycetes, Chaetothyriales, Herpotrichiellaceae. Gene Ontology annotation, molecular function: GDP binding; GTPase activity; GTP binding. Gene Ontology annotation, biological process: small GTPase-mediated signal transduction. Gene Ontology annotation, cellular component: plasma membrane.